AUGUUCGAGUAUCACGAUGCUCCUAUAGGAGGACAUCGUGGCCGGGAGAAAACAUAUCUCACGGUGAGUCGAGACUUUUACUGGCCCCGCCAGUAUCAGUUUGUGCGAAAGUAUGUUCGCGCAUGCGAAGUCUGCCAACGAGUGAAGUCAAGUCCUUCACUGCGUGCACCUUUACAGCCUCUACCGGUUCCGGCUGAAGGCUGGGAAUCCAUCUCAAUGGAUUUCGUCUUCGGGUUACCCAAAGACGCACGCGGGAAUACGGGUAUUCUCGUAUUUGUUGACAGAUUCAGCAAAAUGGUACACCUUGUGGCUGUACCAGAGACAAUCACGGCAAGUGGCUGUGCUUGUGUCUUUAUUGACACCAUCUUCCGACUUCAUGGGUUGCCCCGUGAACUCGUAUCAGACAGAGAUUCACGAUUCACUGCUGAUUUCUGGCGUUCCGUGUUCAAAUCACUCGGAACGCGCUUGAAGAUGUCGACAUCUGAUCAUCCAGAGUCAGAUGGUCAGACGGAACGUGCCAAUCGUGUCCUUGAAGAGAUACUUCGAGGAUACGUACACUCCUUUAAGAGUUGGAGUGAGUUUUUGCCAAUGGUAGAGUUUGCCAUUAACAACUCGGUGCAUGCGUCCACGACACAUACACCGUUUUACGUGAAUGGCUUGCGCCAUCCGCGUGUACCCACCUUACUAGAGUGUAACUCUGGUUUAAGGGGGAGGGACUCGCGCGAGCAAAAGCCGAUUUGGUUCACGCUCAUCACGCUCUGA
Molecule: messenger RNA, 762 nt
Organism: Peronospora matthiolae
Lineage: Eukaryota; Oomycota; Peronosporomycetes; Peronosporales; Peronosporaceae
Source: the annotation of a GenBank genome assembly